AUGGCAGACAAGCCAGACGUGGGGGAAAUCACCAGCUUCAAUAAGGCCAAGCUGAAGAAAAUCGAGAAGCAGGAGAAGAACUCCCUGCUGACCAAAGAGACCAUUGAACAAGAAAAGAGGAGUGAAAUUUCCAAAAAUCUUAGACUGGAGGAUUCCCCCACCCCCCCCCACCCCACCCCACCCAACACUGUCAUCUCUGAGACCCCCUUGUGA
Molecule: messenger RNA, 213 nt
Organism: Onychomys torridus (southern grasshopper mouse)
Lineage: Eukaryota; Metazoa; Chordata; Mammalia; Rodentia; Cricetidae
Product: thymosin beta-10-like
Exons: 1
Coding region: 1-213 (70 amino acids)
Biological process (GO): regulation of cell migration; actin filament organization
Cellular component (GO): cytoplasm
Molecular function (GO): actin monomer binding
Source: RefSeq, a predicted model, not a curated record